CCACAGUCCAAUCUCACUCACAAACGCAAGCUAUCUCAGCUUCUACUCCUCUUCUCUUCAUUCACUGUACUCAAGAAAAAAUGGCCUCUUUCGCUUCUGAAACUUUCUUCAUACUUUUCCUUGUGAUCUCUCUGAUUCAAGUAGCUUUGGCUACAAGAAAGCUCAACGAGCUUGUGCAAGACCAGCCUCAGCUCUUGCAUUACCACAAUGGCCCUCUUCUUUCGGGCAAAAUCUCCGUCAACCUCAUCUGGUACGGCAACUUCAAGCCUUCCCAGAGAGCAAUCAUCUCCGAUUUCAUCACCUCCCUGUCAUCUUCUACAUCCCAAAAGGCCCAACCCUCUGUUGCCACCUGGUGGAAAACCACCGAGAAAUACUAUCAUCUCACCUCCAAGAAACAACACUCGUCUUUUUCCCUCUCUUUGGGAAACCAAAUACUGGACGAGAGCUACUCAUUGGGAAAGUCACUAACGUCCAAGCAAAUUGUGGAAUUGGCUUCCAGGGGUGACCAGAAGAACGCUAUUAACGUCGUUCUCACCGCCUCAGAUGUGGCUGUCGAGAAGUUCUGUCUUAGCCGGUGUGGGACUCACGGGUCUGCACCGGGCUCAAAGGCUGGUCACGUUAAGGGCAAGAACUACAGGUACGCUUACAUCUGGGUUGGGAACUCUGAGAUCCAGUGCCCAGGCCAAUGCGCGUGGCCAUUCCACCAGCCCAUCUACGGACCCCAGAGCCCACCCCUGGUCGCACCCAACAACGAUGUGGGUCUGGACGGCAUGACGAUCAACCUGGCUAGCCUCUUGGCCGGGACUGUGACGAACCCAUUUGGAAACGGCUACUUCCAGGGCCCGGCGGAGGCUCCCCUAGAGGCCGCAUCCGCUUGUCCUGGGGUAUAUGGCAAAGGGGCUUACCCUGGUUAUGCUGGGGACCUUUUGGUGGAUCCUACAACUGGUGCAAGCUACAAUGCUCAUGGAAGUAAUGGGAGGAAGUACAUGCUUCCUGCUUUGUAUGAUCCUGCAACAUCUUCUUGUUCAACUCUGGUUUGAUCAAAAAGGAGAUAGUGGAUUAGUUCCGGUAGAGCAGGAGACUAGUGGAAAAUGUGGAAUGUUUACGCUACGUAGAGAGAGAGGCAGAUAAUCCAAUUCAUUUAUUUGUUCAUUUAUUUUGGUUCUGCGGAUAAAUACAAGAGCAAAUUACUUUGGUUUGCUUCUUAAA
Alnus glutinosa is the source of this 1209-nucleotide messenger RNA. RefSeq names its product protein PHOSPHATE-INDUCED 1-like. Bases 81 to 1040 code for a protein of 319 amino acids. The record is from RefSeq and is a predicted model, not a curated record. Lineage: Eukaryota; Viridiplantae; Streptophyta; Magnoliopsida; Fagales; Betulaceae. The transcript has a single exon.